Rotaria sordida is the source of this 1464-nucleotide messenger RNA. NCBI's taxonomy places the organism in Eukaryota, Metazoa, Rotifera, Eurotatoria, Philodinida, Philodinidae. The record is from the annotation of a GenBank genome assembly.
AUGAUUAGUCACUACACCUUUCCAUCUGACGACGCAGGUUUAUCUCAAUCAAAAACAAUAAUUCAAAUUCUUGAUUUUCUUCUUGGUGAAUUAGACUUUUGUUUUAAUAUAGAUACACCUCCAUAUCAAGGUGUAUCAUCUUUGUCAAAUAUUCAUUUACUUGUAGCUGGUGGUGAUCCAGAAGAAAGUCGAAAUAUUCAAAAUUCUUUAUGUCUUUUAAACUCCGAUGACAAUGAUUUUAAUAUUGAAAAUGAAUGUAAUGAUAAAGAUGUGUGUCUUCUUUAUAAUAAAUUAAUAAAUAAAGUUGUUAUUAUAAAAUCUGUCUCAAAGGCAUUGGAUAAUGAAGAAGAAGAAGAUACUGCAUCAAAAAAAAAGAUUGGUAAUGAUUAUCCAUGUGUUUAUAUGAGAUACUGUUGUAGAACAAAAAAUAUAACAAUGGGUGUUACUUGGCUUGCAGACGGAUAUAACGAAGAUAUCGCAAUUUUUCAAAUGAAUUUAUAUUCAAAAAAUUUAUCAAAUUUUCAAUGGGAACUUGAAAACGAAAAAAUAGAAAGUCUGAAAAUUUCUUAUAAAACAAAAACAUCAUUAAACCAACGAUUAAAUCAAGCAUUAUCUCUUAUUCCAACAGAUGCAUUUAUUACGUUUCCACGUCAGUCGUCAGAUGUUAAAGUUGGUAUUAAUGGAUUUGGUCGUAUUGGUCGACUUGUAUUUAGAUGUGCAAUUGAAAAAGGUGUUCAAGUGGUCGCUAUCAAUGAUCAAUUUAUGACUGCUGAUUAUAUGGCUUAUAUGUUUAAAGAUGAUUCAACACAUGGCAAAUUUAAAGAUGAAGUCUUAUAUAAAGAUGGAAAAUUUAUUGUAAAUGGACAAGAAAUCAGUGUUUUUACUGAAAAAGAACCAUCAAAAAUUCCAUGGGGUCAACUCGGUGUUGAAUAUAUUGUUGAAUCAACCGGUGUAUUUACGACAAUUGAUGAAUGUCAACCAUAUUUACAAGCUGGUGCUAAAAAAGUUAUAAUUACAGCACCAUCAACUGAUGCUCCAAUGUUUGUUAUGGGUGUCAAUGAAGAUAAAUAUACAGGAAAAGAAGCAGUUCUUUCAAAUGCAUCAUGUACAACAAAUUGUUUAGCACCACUUGUUAAAGUUAUACAUGAAAAAUUUGGUGUCAUUGAAACUUUAAUGACAACUGUUUAUUCGUAUACAUCUGCACAAAAAACUGUUGAUAAACUGUCAAAUAAAGAUUAUCGAGAUGGACGUGGAGCUGCACAAGAUAUUAUUCCAUUAUCAACUGAUACUGCUAACGCUAUACGAAAAGUUAUUCCGGAUUUAAACGGAAAAUUAACUGGUAUAGCUUUUCGUGUUCCAACGGUAAAUGUUUCAGUUGUUGAUCUUACUGCUCGAUUAAACAAAGGCGCUAAAUAUGAAGAAAAUUACUAUAGUUCUCCUGUUAGUCUUUGGUCCGUUUUUUGA